UGUCCCCGUCCUCUGUAUUCCCGGGAUUCCACACAGUGCAAUAGAAUGGCGGCAUCCGAAGUUGUGUCAGAUAUGGCGGUGACCCAUUUCGACCACAUGGAGGUUCCUGGGCCUUCUAUGGAGGCAGCAUCAGCAGCAACAGAUUUCCCAUCCCCACCAUCAUCCAAAAAGCGGCGCAGGAGGGGGACACAAUCUGCAACCAGCAGGAAGCGUAACCUUACGUGGACUCACAUGGAGUCCCAGGUCCUUGUAAAGGAAACUCUUCCUUGCUGGAUGAAGCUGUGUGGCCCUCGCUCCAGGGAGACCAGUCCGGAGUGGAAGUGUGAGAAAUGGGAGGAGAUCUCCAAAAAAAUUGAAACAAUGUAUCGCCAUCUGCGUGACCCGACUGCCUGUCGGAAAAAAUUCUGCGACAUAAAACGUUCCAUUGCACGUAAACGCAGGCAGUCAGGGCGCAGAGGAAAGCAGGUGUCUCUCCUCCCCCAUGAGGCAGAGCUAUUAGCGGGGAUAGGGGAGGAUGAGAUCACCCAGCUCCUGGCUCAUCAAGAUCGUAUCAAGGCCCAGCGCCGCCGAAAGCGGAGGGCGGAGGAGCAGGAGUCCUCCACUUCAUCAUCAUGCAGUGUCAUCCAGUCAGAGGGAGAGGCGCAGGAGGAGGAGGCUGAGGCGGCAACGCCCACAUCUGCUGAGGCUGAGCAGGAGGUGGAGGAGAUCUGCCCUGUAGAGGCUGCUGGGGAUGCUCAAGAUGGUGUACAACAGGCAGACGCGUCAGAUCCAGGGAGUAAGUAGUAUACCUUUUUUUUGUAUUUUCCAGGCAAAUAUA
Molecule: messenger RNA, 817 nt
Organism: Rana temporaria (common frog)
Lineage: Eukaryota; Metazoa; Chordata; Amphibia; Anura; Ranidae
Exons: 6
Coding region: 46-783 (245 amino acids)
Source: RefSeq, a predicted model, not a curated record